Hydractinia symbiolongicarpus is the source of this 2491-nucleotide messenger RNA. RefSeq names its product KRAB-A domain-containing protein 2-like. The record is from RefSeq and is a predicted model, not a curated record. The coding region runs from base 1173 to 2000 and encodes 275 amino acids. The transcript has 7 exons. NCBI's taxonomy places the organism in Eukaryota, Metazoa, Cnidaria, Hydrozoa, Anthoathecata, Hydractiniidae.
AGCCAAGUUAUCAGAUUGUAAAAUCGAAACCGGACCACCUCCCCGGUUGAAGUGUUUUCAUCACCACUAUAACUUUAGCGAAUUAAAGGAAGUUUGUUUUUUCCCAUUCCCAACAAACUUUCGCGAAUCGAUGCGCCCUGCUAGAAAAUUUCGCGACAUAUAACUUUAGCGAAUAAUUUGGUCAAAAUCUGCGAAAUCCGCGGUAUAUAGUGCGCAAAAAGUCGUACACCUAAAGUUUUCUUCUUUAGGAAUAUUGAUUCUAUCUCUUUUUCCUCGCAUAUGGCAUCCGUUUUUGUUUGACGGAAAUAAUGAAAUGAAGAAACAAGGACUAGGUACUAAGUUUUUAUGAACGUAGUCAAGGCGAAAAGUAAAGUAAACAAUCAAUCAGAUUUUAUUUAUUUACUUUGAACUGGUCUCGUUAGUGCAAGAUGGCGGCACAGCAGCGAAGUUAAACAAGGUUAUCAUGUUGUUCCGUACGAUGUCAUUCAUUGUACGAAGUUGGGCUUUUUUGCCGUAGCGCUGAGAGUGACCAUCCUCGUACAAAACCGACCAUCUUCGUACAGCGGCGAAUAUCGUCAAAAAAUGAAACUUUUAUAAUAAAAUAAUAACUUUUUUGAAAUAUCUUUUUUUCUUUUAAGUAAUUUGCAAAAAAAGACAUUUGUUUUACGAUUUGGAUGACUCUUUGGAAAAAUACUAAUAUGUAUAUAUAUAUUUAUACUUUGUUUUAUAUUAACAGAGAAUAAACAAUAAUGUUUUUGAAAAAUGGUACUAGUGCUCGUAAGUAUAAAUUUGAUCUCUUUGAUUCAAAUAAGGUUAUAUCAGGUAUGAUAUUGUUAUUGAUUUCUUUUAUUAACCUUUCCAUGGUUUUUAUGGUAGUGACCUUUGAAUUCUAAUGCUAUAUUGAAUUUUCGUGCGAAAAACCUGUAAAUCACCCUUGUCCCCAGUGCCUUUGCGUGGCUUGUACGAAACUGUUUUUGUAAACAUAGUUUUGUUAAUAAUUGAGUGAGAACGGAGAAGAACACAAAAAAUUUCAAUAUUAUUUUUUCUAACCUUUUAAGUUAUUUCGAUAAAGGAAAAGGUAGGUAAAUUUCGAAUCCUUUUCGAGUGCUUUUUCGAACGCACAUUUUAAAUUUACAUUUAAACUUUUAACGCGUGUUUUUAGGUUCAGCACAAUGGAGACUGAAAAGAAAUACAUGGAAGAAAAAUUUCAGGAAUGGUUGGAAGUUGAAAGGACUAAACGGAAUUCCGUAAUAAUGCCCGAACAGACUUAUAAAACAAUAAUAGAUUUUCUAUGUGGAAGAAUAGACAACGUUCCACGUGCUAUGAAAAGAAAACUGCGAAGAAAAAAAUUCCAAGUGAUGAGUUAUCCUACACUUGGUUUAUCGGGUGUUUUGUGCUCUCCAUUUCCCGAUGGCGAUUCUCCUCUGGGAAAAUAUCGUCGCGUAGCAACAGACCGACAGAUGUUUGACAUUAUCAAUAGAGUACACCGCCAAGAAGUUGGUCACCAAGGGGUUCAUAAAACGUUUGAAAAGAUAGCACGCACCUAUGAUAACGUUACUAGAGACGCUGUUGGUGCUUAUAUAAAGCUUUGCACAACUUGCUGUCUGAAAUCCAGUCAAAUAAAGAAAGCUCCAUUGAAGCCGAUUAUCACUACAGGAUUCUUACAGCGUGUACAGAUCGAUCUGAUUGCUAUGUUAUCCAAACCAGAUGCCGAUUACAACUACAUUGGCCAUGUCGUGGACCAUUUUAGCAAAUUCAGGAUAUUAUUUCCAAUGAAAGGGAAAUCAGCAAAUGAUUGUGUGAUUGUACACAAAUCAGGUGGUAACCAACCAACAUAUAAACUCCUUUGUAGUGAAGGCACAAUUCAACGGCGUUACACGGCAUCCGCGUUGCAGCUGUACCCUCAACCAGUAAGAUACGAAAAAUUGGAAAAGGAAGAUCAAUUGCAUGCGAUCGCUGUCUUGUCUAGUGUCAUUUUAAAUGCUGCAAAUUGGCUGUAAAACCAUUAGGGGACUGGUUGUGCGAUCUAUGUUUACAUAUUGCAAAAAAAGAUUUCCAGCAGCGUCAACAACAAAGAGAAGCAGAGAAAGAAGUAGAAGACGAAGAAGAAAGGGAGAGGCAAUGGAGGAGAGAGUUAUUGCCAGUAUUAUACAAAAACGGUACCCUGGACUACCUGGUACAACAAUCGAAGCUGCCUGAAGAAAAUCCACUACUUCUGAUUAAACGUUCUGGUAGCAAGUAUCAAGCAUUUUAUAACGAAAUACUGGCGAAAAAACAUCCUCAAUUUUAUCACAAACUGAUGCGUCAUUCGGACAUUGCAGAGCCAACUGGAGUCAUCACCAAUUACAUUCGGAUGAAGUACCCAUGCGAAUUUGAUACAGGGAGAUUAUCGUUAACCCGCAUUCAGUUUUUGUUGGUACAAAUUAUUGAUAGAGUAAAUAAAAAAAGCGAUGUAAAGACCAUAAUGAUAAUAUAUGGUAGUCUUCAUCUG